Cervus elaphus (red deer) is the source of this 294-nucleotide messenger RNA. RefSeq names its product cystatin-B-like. The transcript has a single exon. The coding region runs from base 1 to 294 and encodes 97 amino acids. The record is from RefSeq and is a predicted model, not a curated record. NCBI's taxonomy places the organism in Eukaryota, Metazoa, Chordata, Mammalia, Artiodactyla, Cervidae. Gene Ontology annotation, cellular component: cytosol. Gene Ontology annotation, molecular function: cysteine-type endopeptidase inhibitor activity.
AUGACGCAUGGUGCACCCCCUGCCAAGCAGCUGGCUGUGGCUGAGAUCCAAGCCAUUGCUGACAAGGUGAAGUCCCUGCUGGAAGAGAAGGAAAACAAGAAGUUCCCGGUGUUCAACGCUGUGGAGUUCAAAAGCCAAGGGGUUGCUGGGAGGACCUUCUUCAUCAAGGUUCAGAUGGAUGAUGACUUUGUGCACAUUCAAAUGUUUGAAAGCCUUUCACAGGAGAACAAGCCAGUGGCCUUGACCAGCUACCAGACCCACAAAGGCAGACAAGACGAAGUGAUGUGCUUCUAG